Messenger RNA from Neofelis nebulosa (Clouded leopard), 946 nucleotides. RefSeq names its product olfactory receptor 6Z7-like. Gene Ontology annotation, biological process: G protein-coupled receptor signaling pathway. The record is from RefSeq and is a predicted model, not a curated record. The transcript has a single exon. Gene Ontology annotation, cellular component: membrane. Gene Ontology annotation, molecular function: olfactory receptor activity; G protein-coupled receptor activity. Bases 8 to 946 code for a protein of 312 amino acids. NCBI's taxonomy places the organism in Eukaryota, Metazoa, Chordata, Mammalia, Carnivora, Felidae.
UUCUUAGAUGGAGAGGCCUUUGGAGUUGGGCAAUGUGACCAGAGUCCAGGAGUUUGUCUUGUUGGGUUUGUCCACAAGGCCAGACGUAAGGGAUGUCCUGUUUGCCAUCUUCCUGGCCCUCUACCUGCUGACCCUCCUGGAGAACACGCUCAUCAUCUACCUCAUCUGCAGUCACAUCGAGCUCCACAAGCCCAUGUAUUUCUUCCUGGGCAACCUGAGCUGCCUGGAGAUGUGCUACGUGUCCGUGACCAUGCCCAGUCUGCUCGUGGGGCUGUGGACUGGACCUUACCAUAUUUCCUUCACAGCCUGCAUGACACAGCUUUUCUUCUUCAUAGUCCUCAUCUGCACGGAGUGCACCCUCCUGGCCUCCAUGGCCUAUGACCGCUACGUGGCCAUCUGCCGCCCACUCCACUACCCACUGCUCAUGAGGCCCCAGGUCUGCCUGGGCUUAGCCUUGUCCUCAUGGCUUGGGGGGAUGCUGGUCUCGGUGGCCAAGGCAUCAUGCAUCGCCAGCCUGUCCUACUGUGGCCCCAAUAUCCUCAACCACUUCUUCUGUGACGUCUCCCCUCUGCUCAACCUGUCCUGCACCCACGUGGCCCUGACGGAGCUGGUGGACUUCAUCUCUGCCAUCGUCAUCCUCUGGGGUUCCCUCCUCGUGGCCAUCGCCUCCUAUGUGGCCAUCGGGAGGGCUGUGCUCCACAUGCCAUCAGCCGCUGCCCGCCGCAAAGCCCUCUCCACCUGCGCCUCCCACCUGGUGGUGGUGGGCAUCUUCUACGCAGCCACUCUCUUCAUCUACGCCCGUCCCAGCCGCAUAGAAGCCAUGGACCUCAACAAGGUGCUGUCUGUCAUCUACACGGUGGUCACACCCAUGUGCAAUCCCGUCAUCUACUGCCUGCGGAACAGGGAGGUCCAGGCAGCAUUCUGCAGAACCCUACACCAGUCCUGA